CUCGGCGCCUGGCUAGCUGGCCUGCCCGGCAAGCGAGCAUCUCGAUAUGCACACCAUCACAGCACCGAGCGAGCCUCUCUUCCGCUCGAGAUGCACGCUCGGCGAAGGACCACUCUACGAGGCUCGCACCAAUACACUCCAUUUCGUCGACAUCGGCAAGAACACGGUCCAUCAUCUCGAGCUGGACGGCUUACAGUGCGAGACCGAUUACUACAGACAUCCAGUGACAGUGAUCGUGCUCCGACACGACCAUCCAGGCUUCCUAUGCGCAGCACUUCGUGGAUUCGCCUACAUACCCGCACGCCUUGCUAGCUCGAGCGCAGAGAAGCCCGCUCCUAUCACCUACCUAUCUCGCGCUUUCUCGACCGACCUCGAGCCGCACAGGAUGUUCAACGACGGAAUCUGCGAUGCACGCGGACGAUUCUUUGCGGGCAGCAAGAUGAUCAGAGGCAGGGACUCGAGGCCGGAGACCAAGCCUGGCUCUCUGUUCAAAGUGACUCAAGAGGAGCUUCACAGCGAUGCCGGGCCGAAACAAGUCAAGACUGACCUGACCAUCCCCAACGGUAUGGGCUUCACUUCCGACAACAGAACCCUCUACCUCACCGACACGGAGACUAACCGGAUCCUCGCGUUCGACUACGACCUCGACACUGGCGAUUUCACGAACGAGCGGCUCUGGGUAGAGCCGUCUGGCCCAGGGAUGCCCGACGGCUGUUGCAUGGACGUCGACGAUCACCUAUGGUCAGCAAAAUUCGGCGGCGCAGCAAUAGAGCGCUUCAAUCCAUCAGGCGAUGCCGUGCUCCGUAUCGACUUUCCGACGGCGCUCAAUAUCACCGCCUGUGUCUUCGGAGGCAAAGACAUGGCGACCCUGUACGUGACCACAGCGUCGCUAGAGGAAAGCAAAGACGAUACGCCCGAGAACCUCGCAAAGUAUACAGAGUCUGGCAAUCUCUUUGCGAUCGAUCUCGGCGCAUAUGGAAUCAAGGGCCGACCCCGAUUCGAGUUUGCAUCGAGCUAACUUAUCGAGCCUCCAUUGCAUGCCAUGGCCCUCUGCGCGUCACGUUCACCGCGAGCGCGUCUUUGAGGUCUCCUCGCUCG
This is a messenger RNA of Mixia osmundae IAM 14324, 1098 nucleotides long. RefSeq lists its product as uncharacterized. NCBI's taxonomy places the organism in Eukaryota, Fungi, Basidiomycota, Mixiomycetes, Mixiales, Mixiaceae. Gene Ontology annotation, molecular function: gluconolactonase activity; calcium ion binding. Gene Ontology annotation, biological process: L-ascorbic acid biosynthetic process. The coding region runs from base 47 to 1018 and encodes 323 amino acids. The transcript is spliced from 8 exons. The record is from RefSeq and is a predicted model, not a curated record.